AUGGCCUCCCGCAUCGCCGCCCGCGCCAUCCCCCGCGCCUCCGGCCUCCCUCUCCGCGCCGCUCGCUCCUUCCAGACUUCCUCGCCCCUGCGCGACGCCGUCGCCGCUCCUCUCCCGGCUCGGAAACCCGUCGGCGCGUUCCGCGGAGGUCUUUUCGGCUUCUUCCUCGGUAGCUCCCUUGCCGGCGCCGGCGUCUACUCGUACCUCCUCCAAGAAUACAAGACCUCGAACGAGCUCCUGACGGAGGAUAUUUACGCACUCCAGGCCGCCGUCCAGCGCGUCAGCAACUACGUCCAGGUGUUGGAGGACAAGAUGGAUGCCAUGGAACGCAAGAGGAAGUAA
Molecule: messenger RNA, 342 nt
Organism: Colletotrichum higginsianum IMI 349063
Lineage: Eukaryota; Fungi; Ascomycota; Sordariomycetes; Glomerellales; Glomerellaceae
Exons: 3
Coding region: 1-342 (113 amino acids)
Source: RefSeq, a predicted model, not a curated record